AUGAGGCGUGCACUCCCCCUCAGUUUUUCAGGCUUCUUUUUAGACAAAUGUGACUCCAUACGCCAAUGUUCCUCAGGGGAAAUUUUCAUCGGGGGACUUAUCACGAUCAUAGGUCGAGCCGUCGGCCUAGACUUCCCGGCUCCUGAGUACAUACCUGUCGACACCCCACCGAACUUCCUGCUAUACUGUGACACUCUUAUCCGGAUGGAGAUGUUGCUCGAUCGGGGAACCCGCACGUACAGUUGGUUAGACUCUGACAAAGCCUUGGUUUACAUCCUGCCAAGUUGGAUCGGUUCUUCAUUCGAUACAGGCGACCCAGACACUUGGCUUCCUCCAGAUCAGUUGACCCAAGCAGGUGUAUUCCCAGAAUUCGGUGAUGAUGAGGGUGACGACGCAGAGCAACAAGAGGAAGAAGAUGACGAAGAGAACGACGAGAUGCCCGAAGCUAAGGACCAUUUUGACCAGCCCUCGAUGCAGCAGCCGAUGUUUUCGCAUGAUCAAUUCCAGGCCCCUCCACACCAUUUUGACCAGCCGCAUCAGCAGGAGGGACACAAAGUCCCACCAUAUUUCCCCCCCCCCCACAUUCUUUGA
This is a messenger RNA of Lactuca saligna, 591 nucleotides long. The record is from the annotation of a GenBank genome assembly. Lineage: Eukaryota; Viridiplantae; Streptophyta; Magnoliopsida; Asterales; Asteraceae.